ACACACUUUUGGGGCGACUCCGUCGCAUUUGAGUUCCAGCCGUUUCUCUCAGUUAUCUACUCAUUUCAGUCUCCGUUAUUAGAUUAAACAACUUGCAUUUCGAUUCACGCAGUCUUUCAACAGUUGGAAGAAAAAUUUGAAAUAGGUUUUGGUUCUUGAGAUGGACCCAGUAGCCCUCGAUAGGAUAAUCGAACGGUUAAUUGAGGUUCGAUCGACUAAACCAGGGAAGUUGGUUCAGCUCUCAGAGGCUGAAAUCAAGCAGCUUUGUGUUGCGUCUCGUGAAAUCUUUAUCAAACAGCCUAAUCUUCUUGAACUCGAAGCCCCUAUCAAGAUUUGCGGCGACAUCCAUGGACAAUACAGUGAUCUAUUGAGGCUUUUUGAAUACGGAGGCUUUCCUCCCCAAGCCAAUUAUCUUUUUCUCGGGGACUAUGUGGAUCGUGGCAAGCAGAGUUUGGAAACAAUAUGUCUCUUGCUUGCUUACAAAAUCAGGUACCCGGAGAACUUUUUUCUUCUCCGAGGAAACCAUGAAUGCGCUUCCAUAAAUAGGAUUUACGGGUUUUAUGAUGAAUGUAAGCGUCGGUUUAAUGUGAAGCUAUGGAAAGCCUUUACUGAUUGCUUUAAUUGCCUACCUGUUGCGGCUCUUGUUGAUGACAAGAUAUUGUGCAUGCACGGUGGACUCUCCCCUGAUCUUUCCAAUUUGGACGAAAUUAGAAACUUACCACGCCCGACUGCUAUUCCUGAUACUGGUUUACUUUGUGAUUUGCUGUGGUCGGAUCCUAGCAAAGACAUCAAAGGAUGGGGAAUGAAUGAUAGAGGGGUUUCUUAUACCUUUGGACCUGAUAAGGUGUCGGAGUUUUUAUCAAAGCAUGAUCUUGACCUUGUUUGUCGAGCUCACCAGGUUGUGGAGGAUGGUUAUGAAUUCUUUGCAGACAGACAACUUGUUACUAUAUUCUCGGCCCCAAAUUAUUGUGGGGAAUUUGAUAACGCAGGUGCGAUGAUGAGCGUGGAUGAGAAUUUGAUGUGUUCGUUUCAAAUCCUAAAACCAGCUGAGAAGAAAAACAAGUUCUUGAUGUCUACAAAGAUGUAAUUGGUUAAGUUCCCCUAGGUUUCCUUUGUACUUGCAAUGAUUGACAACUAGAUGUAGUUGAAUGGAAGUGUUGGUUGUGGCUUCUUUAAUACUGUUAAUGGUUCCAAUGAUAAUCAUUUGGCACACCCCAUUGGAAUUGCGGGGUACUAUUUAUAUUAUAUUAGAGAUCAAGUCUGUAU
This is a messenger RNA of Cynara cardunculus var. scolymus (artichoke), 1266 nucleotides long. RefSeq names its product serine/threonine-protein phosphatase PP1 isozyme 3. The transcript has 3 exons. NCBI's taxonomy places the organism in Eukaryota, Viridiplantae, Streptophyta, Magnoliopsida, Asterales, Asteraceae. Gene Ontology annotation, molecular function: protein serine/threonine phosphatase activity. Gene Ontology annotation, cellular component: cytoplasm; nucleus. The record is from RefSeq and is a predicted model, not a curated record. Bases 161 to 1087 code for a protein of 308 amino acids.